Molecule: messenger RNA, 4951 nt
Organism: Chelonia mydas (Green sea turtle)
Lineage: Eukaryota; Metazoa; Chordata; Testudines; Cheloniidae
Gene: WDR76
Product: WD repeat domain 76
Exons: 13
Coding region: 60-1958 (632 amino acids)
Biological process (GO): regulation of DNA damage checkpoint
Cellular component (GO): nucleus
Molecular function (GO): protein binding; DNA binding
Source: RefSeq, a predicted model, not a curated record
CCCUUGCAUAAGCGGGAAGGGGAGGCCCCGCCCCCGCCGGUCCCGCGCCGCGCGGGGAGAUGCCGUUGGCCGAGGCCGGCACGCUCGGGGCUGAGGAGCCGCUCUCGCCGCUCGCCCGGCAGCGGACGCAGGAGCAGACACCUAAAGACAACCCCAGUAUGAGCUACGUAUCAGAAAAAGCUGAACGAAGAGCAGUUUUUGGAAAACAAGUGAAAGUUCUUCUCACCCCGUUAUCCAUGGAAGAAGAGAAACGCAACAAACGUCUGCCCCAGAAACGCUUACUAGAAAAGUUUUCUAGUACUGAAGGGCCUUCAGAAAGAGAACCAAAAGUCAAAAAAUCCCGCGAUGAUCCCACAAGUCAGCAAAUAAGAGAUGUAUCCUACAAGGCUUCUUCCAGUCCACAAGGAGUAAUCCCCAGUAUGUCUUCACUUCAUCAUAAAAGUAGGAUGGUGUCGCCCACAAACGCCUCGGUUACAGUUGGUCAUGAUUCAGAAAACAAUUGGGAUACAGACAGUGAAGGAAGUAAUUCCGAUGUCUCUUAUGUGGAUGGAUCUUCACAGCUGUCAGCCUAUGAAAGAAAAAGACUAAAGAACAUUACAGAAAAUGCUAAUUUUUUUGCUUCUCUAAAGCUGCUUGAGUCAGCUGCAAGACUUCGCAAAAUGGCAACCAAAGGACAAUCUCAUGGAAUCAAAAGAGUUAAGCCCAAAAAGACAGAAGCUGAGACAGUACGUCGAAGAUCUAUGCGCUUACAAAGAGUAGAUCCAUCAGGAGUUCCAUUGCCAGACAUUCCAGCACAGCCAGAACCAGUAAUUGAUGAAUAUCCUCAGUUGCCACCUGGACCUCUUCCAAUGGUACCUACAAAUCAGAAUAAGAGCAGUGAAUUAACGGAUGGGUUUCUGGAUACAUGGACAAAGAUAAGUCAGAUAAACCCUAAUGAUACUGAAAAACACAUAUGUAACUUAGAAAGAUACAAAGCCAGUCUGAGUCAUAUGAUCCUGAGUGAAGAUGCUGUUACAAAAGUUGUCAAAAAUAGAAUAUUUUCUGUGGCUAUCCAUCCUUCUGAAAGCAGGACCUUGGUGGCAGCUGGAGACAAGUCUGGACAGAUUGGUCUUUGGGAUUUGAACUCUAAAUCUGAAGAUGGAGUAUAUGUCUUUAUACCACAUAGUCAACCAGUAAGCUGCAUGUAUUUUUCUCCAUUUAAUCCUGUUCAUUUGCUAUCCCUGAGCCAUGAUGGAACAGUACGAUGUGGAGAUGUUACCAGAGCUAUCUUUGAAGAGGUGUACAGAAGUGAAGAAAAACGCUUUUCUUCCUUUGACUUCUUGGCAAACAAUGCCUCCACGUUGGUGGUAGGACAGUGGGAUGGUGACGUGGCUAUUGUGGACAGACGGACACCAGGAACUUCUUCUGAACUUACUGCAAACAUUAAUUCAAAGACAACAAGAACUGUCCAUGUUCAUCCAGUGAACAGACAGUAUUUCAUUGCUGCUGGUGCAGUGAAUGUCUGUAUUUUUGAUACACGAUACCUGAAGCCUAAUGAAAACAAGCCCAUAAGCUUUCUCAGUGGACACACAAAGAGUGUUGCUUCUGCAUAUUUCUCACCUAUUACUGGUAACAGAGUGGUAACAACGUGUGCUGAUGAUAUGUUGAGAGUCUAUGAUACCAGCUCUUUAUCAUCUACGGUUCCUGUUCUCACUGCUGUCAGACAUAACAAUAACACAGGACGCUGGUUAACUAGGUUCAGAGCAAUAUGGGACCCUAAACAGGAAGACUGUUUUGUGGUUGGCAGUAUGGCACGCCCAAGGCAAAUAGAAAUCUUCCAGGAUACUGGUGAACAGUUACACUCUUUUUAUAAUGUAGAUUACCUUGGCUCUGUUUGUUCCAUCAAUGCUGUGCACCCUACAAAGAAUAUCUUAGUGGGUGGUAACUCCAGUGGUCGUCUCCACGUUUUCAAGGAUUGAAAAAGUUGCUGAAUUUUUUUCCUACAUAAAGUAUGUUUGUUUCUCAGGACAAAAAUAUGCAUUACAAGGUUUUAAAUUACAUUUUAUUAAUUUGGAAGCAUUCUGUUUUCUUUUUUUAAUAAGUUACAAAUAUUAAAUCUGUAGCAAUCCUACUACCCCAACCUAUGGUGAGUUGUGUGUAUCCAGGUAUGGGAGAAGCAGCAUUCAUAAUAAAAAGUCAUAUUUCCUAAAGCCAUUUUAAGUAUGACCUUUUAACAAAUAUUUAUCAUGUAUAGUUCUAACAUUAGACCUUUUCUAGAUUGGGCCUCAACUUGCUUUUUAGAUGUAAUACAUCAUGAUUGUGGCUUUCCUGAAAUUUACCUUAAGCUUACUAUACAACGUAGUCUGUUUUCAGUAAAACAUAUCCGUUUAGUAAAAUGUCUGACAUUGUGCCAUGAAAUUUUACUCCCAGAAUUGUUUAAUAUUGGUGUGUGUAAAUGAAUGUUGUCAGGUGCACUGAGAAUUGCGUAAAGACAACGAUAAUAAAUAGCAAUACAUUGAGUUGAUCAGUUGUUUUGAGAUGCUGCAUUAGGUGGGAACUGUAAUUUUAUUUAACGUCUUCACUGAUACUUGGAAAUGAAAGUAAACAGCACUUUGAUGAAAUUUCACAGAUAAUAUUGGGAGAUGUAGAGCUGGGGGUCAUUGUGUGGGUUCAUUAUUAUGGUAGCACCUUCAAACUCGUCUCUGGGAUUAAGGUCCCGUUGCUGGAAGCACUGUGGAUAUGUAACAAAGACAACAGUCCCUGCCCCAAAAAGAUCACAUUCUAUACGUAGGCUAGGACACAAGUGGUCUAAAUACAGAGAGGAUGGGGUGAGUUGAGAGGAUGAGGUAACAAUAAAAUAAACAGGGUUUUGCAGAAAAGCACAAAUCACACAUUGUUGCUUGCCUAAUGGUUUCAUUGUAAAGCUGACAAUAGUUAAGGUUGCAGCAGGAUAUUCCCUCUUUAAGGUGGCUAAGCUGUUGAAUAAUACAGUGGAAAGGAUUGAGCCUUGCCCUUCUGCAGUUGAGGGAUUUGGAUGUGGGAGAACAACUGACCAUAAAGACUCUGAGUUCAGUCUGAGUGGAAAGACCUGAGCCAUUCAGGAUAUUUCCAUGCUCCUCUGCAGCUGUUUGGAGGCAUGGUAGGUGUAUAUGGUGGUGAAUAGUACCAAAUGCCACAGAGAAGUCCAGGAGGAAGUCCACAUAACUAUGAAUACCAAAUGGUCUUCUACCAGAUCAACAAGUCUGGCCUGACUGAGAAGGAACGACUAUACUGACUGCUGACAAGUGACACUGGAGUCAGUUUUUGCUAGCUUCUUGAUUUUUAGCUUGUGUAGGAAAGAUCUGUAGUUGUGAUCCUCCAGUGUCACAAAGUAGUUUCUUUUAGUAUUGGUUGUAGUAUUGCAUCUUUUCGUAUGGAUGCUAGAUCAUCAUCGCUGCCUUGACAGGAGCAGUCCCUUUUAGGAAGGGGCUGCAGAUGUUUCACUCUUUCUCCCUUAGCAUCUGGCAAGGGGUCAGAGUUGCAGGUGGUGGCACUGACUGUUCUGUGUUUCCAUGACGCUCUUGUGUGAAUGGGCUCAAACUUUGGAAAGAGGGCAUUGUGUUUCUGGUCCUGCUUUCAGCUUGUUCUUGAUGGCUCAAGGCUAUCCCAGAUGUGGAUGAUUUUUUUUUUUUUUUCUGAGAAGUAAGAUAAUUCUUGGCAACAGGAGAUAAUGAGUUACUGGGCCAAGGGGAGAUGGUCUGCAUCAAACCUCUUGCCUGAGGCAGGUUCAGCCUCACUGCCCCAUAUUCUCAGACUGUGUUUUGCAGGAUAGGACCACUAAAACCUCUUUGCAUAGACACCCCUACUCUGUGGGCCACUGCUCGCUGCCCGCCUCUCCUUUCCUUCAACGGCACAAAGAGGUCUGGAAAGGAAGGAGUGGAGCAGCCUGGGCGCAGAGGAAUCAAAGUGGCCACAGGCCUCUCGGCUCAUGAGACGCUGUGGCUGAAGGAGUUUAGAGCUGGGUGGACACUUGCAUUCUCCCUGCUUGACCCGCUUUCACUUUCACUGAUGUGUGAGCGGGUGCUGAAUGAGCUCUCCCCUGACAGCUAAUGGUGAUCUGGGGGGAAAGACCUCAGAGCCGCCUCUCUGCAGAGACACACCUAUUCCGCCCAGGGGAUCAGCAGACAGACCUUCAUUGCUGAAGUGAUUGAUUUUGGCUGUUUUGGGUUAAAAUUCACUGUACUCAUACAAUAAGGAUAACAUUUCAUUACCACUGCAUUCAAUAUUAAAGACAGCAGGACUAUACUUAGUGAGCCCUGGGGGGGGGGGCGGGGGUGGUGGUCACCCUAACUUUAACCUAUCUCAUUGUCAGGAGUAGUGAUGCCAAAUGUAAGAGUCAGAGGGGGUAUUUAAACAGGUCCACACAACCAGGCUUAAAGGUGCCAGAAGCCAUUUGAUCCUCCCCCGUCACUGUUUUAAGACAGCUGACUAGACGCAUUGUAGAGGCCUGGCUCCUUCUCAGUGAUAUGCUGGCCUACAGGCGCUAACCUUAGCCCUGGCACAGAGACAGCGCAGAAGAGAUGGCAGCAGAGGUUCCCGGCUAUCCUGUGAAAUCACUGAAGAGCUGAGAUCACUGAGAACUGGAUGAACCCAAGAACACCGCUGCCACCAUUACUGCUGCAUCUCUGAUGCUGGGGAGCCAUGGCAGAGAAACUGGCAGGCCACCACCCCCAUCCCUCAGGAGCAAGAGGUGAACCCCCCCAGACAUGUCCCUCAGACAACACAAUGAGUUGAAGUCCAAGGGAUGAAAGUCUCUACCAUGCCCUUCUUCUGGAAACCAACAGCACAAGGUGGGACUCAGAUAACAUGGACACUGCCCAAGAUACUAUGGGGUGGGUGUUUUACUUCUUGGUGGUGUACUUUCAAAUCCUGGUUGCAGGGUUUUCCCAAAUUAAUGCUGUUUUCAUCUUUAAUAAAAGUUUUCUUGUAUUCU